UUUGAAUAAUUCACUCUUGUGCAUGUCAGAACCAAAACCCUCGGUGACAGAGACAAUCAUGAAGGCGAUAGUGAUCACGGAAGAAGGCGGCCCCGAAGUCCUGCAACUGCAAGAAGUGGAGGAACCACAAAUCAAAGACGACGAGGUUUUGAUCAGAGUCGCCGCCACCGCUCUCAACAGAGCCGACGUACUUCAGCGCCAGGGCAAGCACCCUCCCCCUCCGGGCGCGAGCGAGCUUCCCGGCCUUGAAUGCUCCGGCGUCAUCGAAGCCGUCGGCAAAGAGGUCGUCCGCUAUAAAGUUGGCGAUCAGGUGUGUGCUCUUCUUGAUGGAGGGGGAUAUGCCGAGAAGGUUGCUGUACAUCACUGGCAAAUUGUUCCUGUUCCGCGCAAUUGUUCGAUGGAAGACGCAGCUACUUUUCCUGAGGCAGCAUGCACGGUGUGGUCGACCGUGUUUAUGAUGGGCCACCUAACACUACAAUCUGAUCACUCUAUCCUGAUACAUGGGGGAUCCAGUGGCAUUGGCACAUUUACUAUUCAGUUGGCUAAGUACCGUGGAGCCAAGGUUUUCGUCACUGCAGGAAGUGAAGAAAAAUUAGCUGCUUGCAAGGAACUUGGAGCUGAUGUCUGCAUAAACUAUAAGACAGAGGAUUUUGUUUCCCGUGUUAAGGAAGAAACGAAAGGGAAAGGUGUGGACGUCAUCUUAUGCAACGUUGGUGCCUCAUACUUGCAACGGAACAUUGAAUGCCUAAACUUCAACGGAAGGCUUAUCAUAAUAGGUUUUAUGGGUGGAACAAUAUCUGAAAUCAACCUUGCUGCCUUGCUAGCAAAGCGCCUCACAGUGCAGGCUGCCGGUCUGCGAAGUAGGGCGAUGAAGAACAAAGCCUUGAUUCUGAGUCACGUGGAGUCGUAUGUGUGGCCCGCAAUAGCUGCAGGCAAGAUUAAGCCAGUGGUCUACAAGCGUCUUCCGCUAGAAGAAGCUGCGGAAGGUCACCGGAUCAUGGAAAGCAGCAAGCAUAUCGGAAAAAUUAUCCUGCGUGUUCCAUGAAGAUUUGGUUUUAUUUAUUGUGGCCAGUUGAAAUGUAUGCUCAUAGCUGGGAUACUGCACUACUAAUUAAUGUGUAAGAAGUAAGAACAAUUAAGCUUGUCUUGUUUUGAAUACCAGCUGCCUCUUCACCACAA
This is a messenger RNA of Salvia hispanica, 1179 nucleotides long. RefSeq lists its product as uncharacterized. Gene Ontology annotation, molecular function: oxidoreductase activity, acting on NAD(P)H; NADPH binding. NCBI's taxonomy places the organism in Eukaryota, Viridiplantae, Streptophyta, Magnoliopsida, Lamiales, Lamiaceae. The record is from RefSeq and is a predicted model, not a curated record.